Molecule: messenger RNA, 465 nt
Organism: Protopolystoma xenopodis
Lineage: Eukaryota; Metazoa; Platyhelminthes; Monogenea; Polystomatidea; Polystomatidae
Source: the annotation of a GenBank genome assembly
AAACAAUCGACAUUCAUCUGCCCUAAUCUGGAGCCUCCCUCUAUACUUUUGCCUCACCACUCGCGCUCGUCUUCUGUUGGUCACAUUUUGGUGACUCCAGCUAACACCUCUUUACCUUCCGGGUCGCGCUACUGCGGAUCUUCUUUAUCCCGUGUCGGAUGCCAGGCUCAUAAUCUGUCUUCUUUACCUAUAUCUAUACCAGCACCAACAACAACUAUGGCUAAAGGAGCCAUCAUAAAUAACCGACGAGAGAUUGAAAAUAUGAAAGAACAUUACUUCGGCAUACGGAGAGUAUCUGAAGAAGCUAGAAGCGACAGAACAAUUCAGGCUGUUCAAGAUCAUAGUCGAUUUGAUUUGGCCAAGCCAUUCUGUGAAACACAGAUAGCUGCUUUGCAUUUAGAUAGCAACAAUAUUUAUCAUGGUAAUGUUGAUGCUAGUAUUAUUCUCAAAACUACUUUAUUAUAG